CAGCGGUAAAAAUGUUCUGAGAUACAGUUUCAAAUCGAAAUUUAUUCGGUAAUCAACAAUAAACACCCAGCAUAACCAAUAUGAAGUUCAUCCUUGCUGUAGUCAUAUUGGCAUUGGCAGUUUGCAGUGAAGCCGGAUACUUGCCAGCUGCAGUUGUGGAUGUCUCUCACGGUGCGUGGGGAUCACCUUGGGCUGCAGGUCCAUACUGGGGAGCCCCAGCUUGGGGAGGCCCAUCAUUGACAACGAGCCAUUCAUGGGGAGCACCAUACGCACCAUACGCUUAUGGCGGUCCAUAUGCUGCUGCUGCCUAUGGACCAACUACCGCAUACCACGCUGACCCAUUGCCUCAUGGUCAUGACGGAAAAUAUGUCGCAGCCAACCGAGGAAGUGUUCAUGUUGCGCCAUUAGUCGGGCAUGUCCAAUCCGUAUCGUCGACCAAUCUUUCACCAGCACCAGGUACCACAUGGUAAGGUGUUUAUUAAGUAAAAGCGCGCCAUAAAUAUCCAAUCUAGCUGACACUUCACACCGCAUUUCUACUUAAAAACGGAUAAUCUAUCGUCUCUCUCUCGACGCGUUCUUCGCCCUAAUCAAAAUGUAUAUUUCUUCCUAUUUAUUUCGCUCUAUCCAACAAAGGUACCGUAAUUCUCGAGAUUACAUUUGAUAUCUCAAUUAGUUUUACUUAAGAAAAAAGUGCGAUUAAAAAAAUGUAAAAAAAAUAUCUAGGAAAAUAAAUGCGAUUGUUAUAUCCAAGAAACUACCAUUUUUUGUAACAUCAGAAAAGAUGAAAAUAAACUAUUAUAUCAUAUGAACUUGAA
Sitodiplosis mosellana (orange wheat blossom midge) is the source of this 815-nucleotide messenger RNA. RefSeq names its product adult cuticle protein 1-like. The transcript has 6 exons. The record is from RefSeq and is a predicted model, not a curated record. Bases 81 to 470 code for a protein of 129 amino acids. NCBI's taxonomy places the organism in Eukaryota, Metazoa, Arthropoda, Insecta, Diptera, Cecidomyiidae.